AUGUCCACUCCAGCUGAGAUCAUUGCUGCCCGUGUCAACGGCACCUAUGUUGCUGAAGAGCCCAAGCCUGUGAAGAAGUCCAAGGAGCCUGUCUCCAAGGAAAACGCCUUCCCUGUACUUGGAGGCCGUCAAAGCUCCCCUAGUGCCGGCGGAAACACCACCCUUUGGGGUCCUGGUGUCAACGGAAACGGAAACGGAAACGGUCAAGCCAAGCCUGCUGCUUCUGUGUUGAAGCCUAGGCCUUCUGCUUCGUCCAAGUCUUCGUUCAAGAACUCCAGCGUUCAGGAAGCGUUUUCCUUGGACGCCGAUGACCAAUUGAACGUUGCCCGUGCUGAAUUCAUCAAGAUUUUGACUGCCAUCAAGACCGAGACCAAGGCCAGUAUCGAGUGCACCUCCUCCCAGUACACCAAGAAGAGAACCUUUUUGAUCACGGGUGCCCCAGAUGCGGUCAAAUUGGCCAAGCGUCUUGUGAUCAAGAAAUUGACCAAGCCUGUUGUUGUGAACUUUGCCAUUCCCGCCAAGGUGCGCUCUAGAGUCAUUGGUGCUCAGGGCAGAACCUUGAAGCCUAUCAUCCUGGAGUUCCAGGUCAAGGUGGACAUUGCCAAUGAGGAGGAACUGCCAUCUCCCGAGCCUGAGGACGCGGACGACAUUUUCGCCAAAACUGUGCCUGUUACCAUUGAAGGUGACGCUGAAGGAUGCAAGGGCGCUAAGGCUGCUAUCUUGGCUAUCGUCAAGGAGGAGACCAAGAACAUGUCCGUCAAGAUUGCUGUUUCUGACUUUGUGAAGCCUUUCGUUGCUAAAGCUGCCGAGCCUGUUGAGUCCAAGUACUCCCAGCUUGAAUUCAGCUUCCCUGCCUGGGACUCUCCUUCGACUAACGUGAUCAUCUCUGGUGACAGAGAGGCCGCUUUGGAGGCCCGUGACGAGUUGAAGGAUCUUCUUGCUUCUCUCGAGGCCAGACUCACUGUCCACUCUGUUCCUAUUCCUCAGGUCAAGCACCAGUUCUUGCCUAUCAAGCAGAUCAUUGAGGAAGACGAUGUUUUCAUCAAGUUGCCUGAGGAAGGCGAGACUGAUGUCAAAUUCAUUGGUGAAAAGAAGAAAAUCGCUGCUGCUCAGGAGAAAGCCAGACAGACCACCUCUCAGUACAAGGUGGAUGUGUUGGACAUGAGCAAGGCCCACAAGGGUAACCUUCCUCACGUUAGAGCCGUUGCUGCAUUGUUGAGAAAGAACGGUUAUUUUAGAAAGAUCGCCGCUGCCCAAAACGUCGUCAUUACUCCUCCCAAGUUUGACUUCUUGGCUGACGAGUCCAACACCUCCAUUCCAAUUGAGAUCACUGUCAAUGCUGCUGAGCCUGAUGUUGCAAGUCAGACAAGAAAGGCUAUUGUCGCCACUGUCAACAAGUUCUCGCCUGAAAAGUCCAAGGUCAUCGACGACAUUGACAGCUUCUUGGUUCAGGAGGCCCCAGCUAUUCUUGAUAUCUCUGCACCCGCUAACAAGGCAGACUACGUCGUGCUUGGUAACAGAAUCGUCUUGUUUGACGUCUCCGAGACGGAGGAGAGCGACGACUUCGAUGUCGAUGUUUCCUCUGCUGACAGCUUGCUGGAGGUCAACAAGAGCUUGGACAAAUUGAGAGCCAAACAAGACUCCUUAUCCAGCACUGUCUUGAGUGUCGACUCCAAGAAGCAAAACGCCAUUGCAGGUGAGAACAAGGCUGUGUUGAAGUCUUUGAUCGCCGAACUCCCCGUUAACGCUGUGGAGGUUGAGCUUCACAACGACGGCACUCAGAGCAGUGAAAAUAGCAUCUACAUCCAUGGUCUCAAGGAGUACGUUGAGAAGAUCAAGGAUAGCAUCAACGGUCUUGUGAGAGACUUCGAGGAGCACGGCAAGAAGUACACUUCUUCAGUCGAACUUCCUGCUUUCGUGCUUCCAAGAAUUGUUGGCAGAGGUGGAAGCGCCAUUCAAGCUCUUAGAAGAGAGUACGAUAUUAACAUCGAGCAAAACGAAAAGACUGAGUCCGUCACAGACAAGAGUGUCAAGACUACAUUGCAUCUCGUGGGUCAGAAGAGAUCUGUCGAGGCCGCCAAGGAGAUUCUCCUGAAGUCGGCCAAAAAGCAUGCCGACGAAACAGUCGCCAGAGUUAGAGUGGAGCAACAAUACCACAAGCGUAUUGCUGGUCCUCGUUUUGUUUACAUGAACAGAUUGCAGGACAAGUACAGUGUUACCGACUUCCUGAGCCAGAAGUACGAUGACACUCCUUCCAACAAGGAUGAGAUUACCAUCAAGGGUCCUUCAAGAGGUGUUGCCAAGGCAGAGGAAGAGAUCAAGGAAUUGCUCAAUUUCGAAAAGGAAAAUGGUCACAAGGAGUCUAUUAAGAUUCCUUCCAAGGCAUUGGCCAGAGUUAUUGGUAAGGGUGGUGAGACCAUCAGAGAUAUUACCGAGGGCUUUGGUGUUGAGUACCAUUUCAACAGAGACAAGGCUGCUGAGGAGGAACAGGGUUACGCCGAGGUCGAGUUCACUGGUUCCAGAACUGCUUUGAAGGACACCAUCAAGAGAGUAAAGGAGAUCAUUGAGGAGGUUGAGAAUUUCGUCACCAUUACCAUCAAUGUGCCUGCCAAGUACCACCGUGACUUGAUUGGACCAAGCGGUAGCGUGAUGAGAGAGAUCAUCAGCAAGGCUGGUGGCGAGGAUGUCGCCAGACAAAAGUACAUUCACUUGUUGCGUGUUCCAGACGAGGGUUCUGGAUCCGAAGAGGUUGUCUCUGCCGGUGACAAGCAAAUUGUGGAGAAGGUGAUUGAGCAAGUCAAGAAGAUUGUGGCUGACAAGGAGGCUUCGGUGGUGGAGACCGUCGAGGUUGCCAAGGACAGACACGGAGCACUUAUCGGAACUGGUGGAUCUGUUCGUCACAAAUUGGAAGAGGACUAUGGAGUGACCAUCUCGAUCCCCAGAGCCAGCGACAGCCUGACUGAGAUCAAAUUGACUGGAUUGCCCGAAAAAAUUGAAAAAUUGAAGGAGAAGAUCGCCGAAAUGACCAAGGACGACUGGAACGAGGUUGUGGAAGUGCCCAGCUCAUUGCACUCGCUCGUUUCCGAAAAAGCAGCCAUCUUCAAGACGUUCAAGUCUGACUACAAGGUGGACGUGACCCAUGGCAAUUUGACAAGAAAAGCAUCCAAACUCACCAAUGGCUACAUCCCCGCCCCACCAGAGGGAGCUGUGGCUGAAGACGGGGACGAUUCGGCGUUUAAAUUCACCACUGCAUUGUUGGAGAAGCCCGAGGGCGAAGAUGUUGUGAUUCCAUGGAGACUCCAAGGUGAAAAAGACGCCACAGCCAAGGUGGCUGAGAUUGUUCAAGAACGCUUGGAGAAGGCCAAGGCCGCUACGCACGGGGGAUGGUUCUAUCUUAAGGACCCCAAGAAUAAGGUUCCACGCCUUUUGGGACCCCAAGGCCGCAACAUCAAGGAGAUUCGCAAGAACACGGGAGCAUUCAUCACGGUGCCAAGAGCAAAUGACAAGCACAACGGUUUUGUCUAUGUGGUAGGCACCGAGGAGAGCUUGCUGGCAGUUGAAAAAGCGCUCUCCCAAUUGGUUUGA
Candidozyma duobushaemuli is the source of this 3585-nucleotide messenger RNA. RefSeq lists its product as uncharacterized. Gene Ontology annotation, molecular function: mRNA binding. Gene Ontology annotation, cellular component: cytoplasm; nucleus. NCBI's taxonomy places the organism in Eukaryota, Fungi, Ascomycota, Pichiomycetes, Serinales, Metschnikowiaceae. The transcript is spliced from 2 exons. Gene Ontology annotation, biological process: nuclear division. The record is from RefSeq and is a predicted model, not a curated record. The coding region runs from base 1 to 3585 and encodes 1194 amino acids.